AUGGGAGAUCGCGGGAGUGGCGGCGGAGGAGAAGGCGGCGGCCGGAUCCAGUACCCGCCCCUGACCUCUACCAACUACACUAGUUGGAGUAUCAGGGUUCAGGCGAUCAUGGAAGAUCAGGGCGUGUGGGAAGUGGUUGAGCCGGCGGGAGAAUCGUCGGAUCAAGGCGCAGCGGCGGUUGCGGCGAGGAAGGCGAAGGACACCAAGGCACGGGCGCAUCUGCUCCAGUGCCUGCCCGAUGACUUGUUGAUGCAGGUCGCCAUGAAGAAGACCGGGAAGGAGGUCUGGGACUCGCUCAAGGCGAGAUUCGUGGGGGAGGAGCGUGUCAAGGAGGCGAGAUUGCAGACGCUGAAGAGCGAGUUUGAUGGAUUGAGGAUGAAGGAUGAUGAAUCGAUUGACAGUUAUGCAGGAAAACUGACGAGUAUGUCAUUCUUUGACCUCAAGAAGAUCGCCUUCGACGAAGCUAUCGGUCGGCUCAAGGCAUUUGAGGAGAGGACCAAGCGGGGAGCAGGAGGUUCUCGGUCAAAGCCCGGCCAGGUGCUGUUGACACAAGCUGAGUGGGAGGCUCGGCAGAAGAAGUCCACUAGAGAGGGAUCUAGUGGUGGAAGGAGUCAUGGCGGUGGCUGUGGAUGGGGUCGUGGCCGCGGCGGUGGAAGCAGUGGGCGCGGCAGUCAUGGCGAUGGUGGCAGAGAUGGCGCGGGGAAGCAUGACAAAAGCCACAUCAAGUGUUUUAAGUGCCACACCUAUGGACACUAUGCCAACAGGUGUCCAGGAGGUGGUGAGAAGAAGAAAGAAGAGGAGGCACAUCAUGUCAAGAAGGUGGAGUAUGAGCCUACAGUUUUGCUUGCUGAAACGGAGGAACCGGGACAGCUCAAGCAUCUGUUGUCGGAAAACAGUCAGGCUGAGGAAGUGUGUUGUCUGAAUGAUGGUGAACAGUGUAUGCAGGAGGAACUGUGUCUGAAUGAGAUUCAUCUCGAUUCAGAGUUGCUGUUUGCAGGUGCUGACAAGUCAUGUGGUGAUCUCUGGUACCUUGAUAAUGGUGCUAGCAAUCAUAUGACAGGGGAUCAUCAGAAAUUCAGGAACAUUGACACCACCAUCGGUGGCAAGGAGGGCAGUAAAGCACAUAGACUGUAUAAUCCUCAAACCAAGAAAAUAGUAGUCAGCAGGGAUGUCAUCUUUGAAGAAGCAGUAGCUUGGAAUUGGAGUUCAGAGUUUGGUGAAAACUCAGAAUUUAUUGUUGAAGAAAAUGAUGAAAACAUGUUUCAACCAUGGACUAGGGGACAGUUUGGUGGUGGUCAUGUUGAUGGAGAUAAUCACAGUGAUCAUCAUUCAGGGGGAGCUGAUGAUGGUCACCAGUUUGAUGCACCUAGUGGAAACAACUUUGAUGGUGUAACUGAAAAUUCAAGUGGAACAGGAGAGAACUCACAUUCAGGUUCUGUUCACAGUCAGGCAACAGGAGCAACAGCAUCAGAAAGUGUAGAGACAGGAGAUGUACCUGCUGAGAUGGAUGUUGAUGGCACUGUGGAUAUUGAUGAUGGACCUAUGAGAUUUAGAAACUUGAAUGAAGUAUAUCAGGAUUCAGUGGAAGUAGAACUGAACUAUGACAGUGAAAAUUCCCACAAGGACAAGACAGUAGCACUGUCAUCCUGUGAAGCUGAAUUCAUGGCAGCAACUGCAGCUGCCAAGCAAGCUUUAUGGCUUAGAAAUCUAUUGGGAGAAAUCAUAGUAACAGAACCAAGGGUAGUGACUUUGUUUGUGGAUAACAACUCAACCAUUGCAUUGAUGAAGAACCCUGUGUUUCAUGGCCGCAGCAAACACAUAGAUGUUAAGUUUCACUUCAUCAAAGAAUGUGUAGAGCGUGGUCAAAUCAAUGUGAAGAAGGUGAACACUCUUGAUCAGAAAGCAAAUGCACUGACAAAGUCUAUGUCUGCAAUCAAGCUAUCUGUGAUGAGACACUUGCUCGGUGUCCGAGAAAUUGAGGAUCAACAGACUUAA
Molecule: messenger RNA, 1995 nt
Organism: Miscanthus lutarioriparius
Lineage: Eukaryota; Viridiplantae; Streptophyta; Magnoliopsida; Poales; Poaceae
Source: the annotation of a GenBank genome assembly